Molecule: messenger RNA, 3132 nt
Organism: Anoplopoma fimbria (sablefish)
Lineage: Eukaryota; Metazoa; Chordata; Actinopteri; Perciformes; Anoplopomatidae
Gene: znf740b
Product: zinc finger protein 740b
Exons: 7
Coding region: 223-1029 (268 amino acids)
Biological process (GO): regulation of transcription by RNA polymerase II
Molecular function (GO): RNA polymerase II cis-regulatory region sequence-specific DNA binding; DNA-binding transcription factor activity, RNA polymerase II-specific
Source: RefSeq, a predicted model, not a curated record
UCCCCGCUUUCUCCGGGAAGAACUUCCGGUGUCGUUUCCUGUCAGUGUUUGUAAACUGAGAAAAAAUUGGAAGUGCGACAAAAAAUAAUAACCUACAAAACUCUAAAAAUCAAAAGGCUUUGGCCCCAGAUGAUUUGGGUGGGUGUGGUCUCUUCUGUUACCCCUCAUCCUAAGUGAAGCCCCCUCUGUUCCCACAAACACACACGCAUACAAACCACGGCGAUGACACACCAUUCUAACAACUCUGUUCGAGACCAUAUGAAAUGGGCUGGGUUGCUGGGCUGCGAGGCGGUGCUGUCCAGCAUGGCCCUGAUGCAAGCCAACAACAUCCCAGGCCAAAAGAGGAUGAUGUCACCGUUGGGUCAAGGGCACAGGUCCAGUCCUGAGAGCCACCAAACCCAUUCUCAGCACAGCCACAACCACCACGGACACCAGGUUCACCACGGACAACCCCACCACAGUAACAUGGGCCAUCCUUCAGCCGGGAGCUGUCCACCCUUGCUGAUCCGAAAAGACGGGGACUAUCACUCAUCAAGAUUGAUGGAUGGAAAAGACAUGCAAGCAAAUCAGAAUAUGCAACCCAAGAAGAAGCACAAAAAAGCAGGGUCAUCCAGCAAAGUUAAAGUGGAGCAUUUACUUCCACAAAUCGAUAUGAGCGAUGACAGCUCCUUGAAAGUCCAGAAGAACUUCAUCUGCGACCACUGCUAUGGAGCUUUCCGGAGUAGUUACCAUCUCAAGAGACACAUUCUUACACACACAGGAGAGAAGCCGUAUGCUUGUGACGCGUGCGACAUGCGGUUUAUUCAGCGUUACCACCUGGACAGACACAAGAGGGUGCACAGCGGAGAGAAGCCGUACCAGUGUGACCGCUGCCAUCAGAACUUCUCACGGACAGACAGACUGCUGAGACACCGACGGCUAUGUACAGUGGGGAUGAGCAAAGAGGAAAGCCAGUUCUCACAGGAUGCAUCCGCCCAUCCAGCUUCCUGGAGCCCCCUACAGCCUUCCAACAACCGUCUGACUGUCUGACCCUCUGCUUCCCGUAGAGACCACACAGACAGAAAACAGCAGCCUGCAGCUCAGUAACGUCACACAUUGGAGCUCAACAGAACUGUAAGCUGAAAACGGCGUUGCUCAAACACAACCAAACUUUACUUUGCUCUCGCCAGCUCAUUCACAGAGCUCAAUAAUGGAUUUUUAUAUUUUUUUAAUCUACUGUUCCAUUUUACGACCCAGACAAAAGGGGAAGGACUAAUUCCUGAUCUUGGACAACAGGUCUUGGUACUAUGGCAAUAACUGAAACAAAAAUGCACACGUCUCCUUUCAACUUAAAGGUUGCAGGUAUUUUUACUGUUGUUGCUGCCGAGGGAUUCCAAGUAUUUUUGACUGUCAAUGUAUCGUGCAGCAUCUUUUAGGUAUCCUGUUGACCUGCAAACAACCCCAGUGCUGGCCUCUACUCCAUACGGACAGUUCACUAAAGGACACACAUACAGAACUGGGUAGCUUUUCAGUGUUCAAGUUCUUUUCUUUUUGUGUACCUUACGCUACUAAUUCUGUACCAGCUACUGCUCAUAAGUGAAAGGUCACAGCAGACUUGUGGUCCUAUUCAACACUGAAGGUGUGCGUAACACAUCUGAAAUGACAUUUAAUGUUAUUUUUAAUAACAGCGAUGUUAACAUGAAUUGGGCUUAUUACAGAGUAAAAUGCAACUUGUAUUCCAUUUUCACUUCAUGUAGAAGAUCACAUUUUUUUUUAAACGGGUUUCAAAUAAUUUCUAACAUACUAUUUACCUAGCUGUAAAACUGGAUUACAGACGCUACCCUGUUGGUGAUGUGUACAAACAGGUUGAAACACACUAAAAGUUAACUAGAUGCUCCUGAAAUGUAGAAUGUUCAACUAAUGUUGGCAUUAGUUAAGUUGUGUAGCGACGGUUGGCUUUCAUCCUCACUGUCUACCUUGUUUUAAAGGGGUUUGUUCUGACUGUUUAUACGUUACACUGUUGAAACACAGCAGAAGGCUGACAGGUUUCUUAGGAAGAGCAAAGAGUUUUUUGAUGCUCUUGAAUUAAGUUACUGAGCUUCUUUAUCCUUUAAUGACUGGAUGUAGGAACAUUAGAAAUGAAGGUGCCUCUGUAAAAAAAAAAGAAAAAAAAAAAAAAAAAAAAAAAAAAACUCAAUAUAAAUGAAUUGUCUUUACUGUCUCUCUGUUCCUAGAAACCACUGUCAGUCUUAUUUUUCUCCUGCUCAGCAUUUAUAGAUUUUUCUAAAUUUGAAAAAUGUCCGUCCUUUCAAAUGUAUUUUGGUAAGUGAGGCAGGUCUAAAAUUAUUUUCGGCGGAGGUACGGAGGAAAUGUGGUGCCGAUUAGUCAUAUUCAGUGCCCAGACCAACUCAAACAGUUGAAAGUAUUAUUUGGUUCAUCCACAGAGCUCUCCUCCGUCUUGACAUAACUGAAUGUGAUCUGAACACAGUGCCAUCUCAUUUCAUCUCCAGUUUAACUUUGAGCAUCUUCAAUGAAGAUGAUGAGCUGUGGACAGGGGAAUAUAAAGUCCAUGCGGUGUUCUGUAAAGUGAUAACCUGCUUUAUAUUAUUUUUAGGCCUCUGUAUGAUGAAUUCAGAUGGUAAACACUGGACUGAAGAUGUUAGCUCAGUUGUAGAGGAUUGUAUUGUAGACUGGUACUUCUGUUGCUGUCAGACUUUUAGAUUAUGUGAAGGGAGUUUGGGGCCUACCACUGAGUUGUCUACUUUUUAUGAAGUUAAUAUAUAUUUAAAUUGUAUUAGGGGUAGAAAAUAGUACGUAUGGGACCUACACUUCAGAAGAAAAUCAAAGUAUUUACAAAGUUAUAAUCCUUAGUCUGAUGAUUUCUUAUGACAACUGAAGGAAGUCAUCUUUCAACCUCUGUUAGGAGUAAAUUAAAAGCUGCCACUCUUGCUUUUGUUAGUAUAGCAGCCAUGAUUAGUCAGCAUAUUUUUUCUUUUGCAUGUGUUUGUUGGAGGAUCUUCUCUACAUUUUGUUUUGGUAAGGAGAUUUUUUUAUGUGAGCCCCACCUUUUUUGUCAUUUCAGGGGUGAAGUGAUAUCUAUUUUGACUCAAUCGUUCUGUAGUGAAAGGAGUUUUAGGGCCCCAAGUCUCAAUA